Frieseomelitta varia is the source of this 1714-nucleotide messenger RNA. RefSeq names its product tRNA:m(4)X modification enzyme TRM13 homolog. The record is from RefSeq and is a predicted model, not a curated record. Gene Ontology annotation, biological process: tRNA methylation. Lineage: Eukaryota; Metazoa; Arthropoda; Insecta; Hymenoptera; Apidae. Bases 438 to 1670 code for a protein of 410 amino acids. The transcript is spliced from 5 exons.
GCAAAUCCUGCUUAAAUCGAUAUGGUAGGCUGUGACAUAAAAAUGGUAUGGGAAUCAACUGAUCCUCAAAACAUGGAUAUAAAAAAGCAUUGAAUGUCCAAUCUAUAAAUGAUUAUAUGAAUUCAGAUGCUUCGGAAUGACUGGUAUAGACGUUUGCUAUAAUUACUUAUAUAUUUUUCUAUGGAUUAUAUUUCAUGCAAAUGAAGCUUAAACUAACCUUAUUGUACGAUUUUUUGAAACAAAUAGAACUUUUAAAUCAGUAAAGUUAACAAAUGUAAUAAUACGCAUUUAUUUAUUCAAUUAAGUAAAUCUAGUUUCACAUAACUUUAAUUUCAAUGAUGUACUGACCAUUUGGAGGUUAGGUAUAUAUACGUAUGCGCCAUAUCUUCUUUGGGAAUAUCUAUAAAAUACUCAAAUAAUUUACAAAACGACGAGCGAUGGCAGAGGAAAAUCACUGCAUGUAUUUUGUGAAAAGAAAGGGGCGUUAUUGUCGAAUGACAGUGAAGAAAGGAAAGAAAUACUGCGGUGAACAUCAAAACGUCUCGUCCGAAUUGAAUUGUCCUGAAGUACUUGAAAAUAAACGAAUAACAUGUCCACUUGAUCCGACUCAUACGUGUUAUGAGUCUAAACUGGCAAAACACCUACGGAUGUGCAAUGCAAAGCGUUUGAACGAUGCACGACCAUCGUUUAUCAUAAAGGGAAUUAAUGCUAACGAGAUGCGCGAAGCACCACAGCAUGUGCCUCUUUCGAAAUUCAAUGAUCGAGUAAUAGGCACAGUUAUAGACAAAGUGAAAGCUGUUUACGAAACAUUACCCCAAUUUCCUGAAAUAGUAUUGGAGCAUCAAAUACUUAAGGAUAAAAUAGAUGACAACUCUUGCGGGAAAUCUACCAAGAAACAUCUCCUGCAAAAUUCGUCAUUGCUGUCGCAUUUGGAACAUGCAAAUCUCGUGAAAGACGAUACGUGUUUCAUUGAAUUUGGGGCUGGAAAGGGCAAAUUAACAUACUGGUUGGGCCAAAUAAUAAAACACAAGAAAGACUGUUGUAUUUUAUUAGUAGAUCGUUCGAGUCACAGGCAUAAGAAUGAUAAUAAAUUAAGAAACGAACAGUCUCUUCUCCUGGUGGAAAGAAUACGUGCCGACAUUGCAGAUUUGAAGCUGAAUGAUGUGACAGAAAUUCAGAGAUUCAAACAUAAAGUUGGCAUUGCGAAACACUUAUGCGGAGUAGCUACAGAUUUAACUCUAAGCUGCAUAGUUCAAGCAAUUCAAAGUGAACCUAAAUGCAAUGUCACUGGUAUAAUCAUUGCAUUCUGUUGUCAUCAUAGAUGCGAAUACGCGUCGUACGUUGGAAAAGAAUACUUGGAACGGUGUGGGUUUACGCCAAAUGAAUUUACAGUUUUGUGUAGUAUCGCCAGCUGGGCGACUUGCGGAUUUGGCUUAAAGGCAGCUAAUACUUCAAAAACUCAAAGUGACUCAGAACAGACGAAAACGGACGUAAAAAACUUAAGUUCAAAUGAGAGGGAAAAGAUCGGUCGGAAAGUAAAAUCAUUAUUGAAUUGGGGUCGUUUAGAGUACUUGAAGAAAAUUGGAUUUCGAAGCGAUCUGAUUUAUUAUACCACUACCGAUAUAUCGCUAGAAAAUAUGUGUAUAGUGGCAACGAAACACGAAAUGUAACAAUUGAUUAACAUAGGCAAACGAAACAAAUUUUUAUUGUAGUA